AAAAGGCAAAGGGGUGCGGCCGAGAGCCCCGCCCCUCGCCUGCUGUGUGGCGUCUGGGAGCGAGUUCGGUGUUCUCGGUGCGGACACCGCGGUAGCGGCGAUUUCCCGGGCCCCUGUGGUGGGUGUCCGGCGGCCCAGACCGUCAGUGAACCGGCUGCGCAGGCCGGAGGGGCCAGGAGUCGGUCUCAGAGCGGUGGGCCGUUGUCGAAGGGCGUCUUUUGUGCCGGCAGAAGGCGCAAAGGGUGCGAGGAGCCCGAGGAUGAAGAAUUCACCUGCAUGGAAUAUGACAUUUUUAAAUAUUAAUCCCAUUGUCUGGGCAUACUCUAUGAUAACAUUGGGCACUGAAAUGUUAAGUUCUGUCUUCAGUUUCUACUAUGUGAAACUUUAUUUACAACUGUACAGGAUUUCAGAUGUGGCCUUUUAUCAAGCCCAGAUAAUUUUGAUGGUCUGGAAUAUUCUUAAUAACUUGACUGGGUAUUUUCAAAACUUUAAGGCCGAUUGCUGUUUAAGUCGCCAUGGGUCUGUCUUGUGCGGUGCCCUUUUAUAUGCAAUAGCCUUUCUGCUUCCUUGGUUCCCUUGGAAAUACUAUCAAGAAGGUGACUGGCUCAGUGGACUUCACCUGACAGUAUCAUUAUGCGCUUUUGAUAGCACACUUACUUAUAUUCAGCAAGCCCAGUGUACACUGUUUGUGGAGAUUUUCACUAGACACGAAAGUCGGCUUCAACUUACUGAAAUUAACCCAGUGGCAUCACUAGUCGGAUCUACCAGUAUCCUUUUCUGUGGCCUCGUCUCCAAUAACAUGGAAAGUUUGCCCAAUUUUCAAGCUAUUGCUAUUGUCAUUGCCUUUCUGGGUGCUGCCAGCCUUUACACUGGCAUGCGCAGUGUGAGACUCCUUGAACCUAAAAGAAGCCUGGAGGAAAACUUCUUGGAAACUGACGAGGAUCUUGCCUGUGCCUCUGUGGUCUUAUGGAUGAGACAGAUCUUGUCCCAGAAAAACUUUUACCUUUUUCUGAUUAUGAAUUUCUUCCAAGUCUUCCACUUAACUUUUUUCAACAACUUUAUGAUAAUCUUUACAGAUAAUCUCAUUCCUAGAAAUGUCCUUUCUUCUACCAUGAGAAGCAUCAUGUAUGGCACAGGUUUUAUUUUCCCACAGUGCCUUGUACUUAUGGGUCAGUCCUGGCUGAAGAAGUUUGGUUACUACAAGAUUAUCUUAAUUUCUUUCUACCUAGAAGGAAUAGCCUCCAUUUCCAUGUUAUGUCUGGGCCGGGAAUACUAUUACUGUUUGGCUCUUUAUCUCACUAUUAUCAUGGUGCUCGUGCAAGGUUCUUUUUGCUUGUUUAACCUGCCACUAACUGACAUAGUCGAUGAAAAUUUACUGAAGUUCAAUCAGAAUUCCAGGUUGCCUCUUUUCUCAGUGGUUUUUGGCAUCAAUGCUUUGUUUACCAAACCUGCCCAGUCUUUAGCUCCCAUGAUGAUACUCUCUUCGCUAAGCCAGUACGUAUAUGGAAGCUCAAACAGCAGUGUACUUGCAGAUCUUCAUGAGGAUAUGUUUAGUUUGAUUUGCCUGGGUCCACUGGCCAUUGCAGUAAUUCAGAUUCUGGUUUGGAGCUCAUUCUCAGUGAGAAACAAGCCAGGCUGCACAGGGACUUCUUAAGGCCAACACCAGCUAUUACGAGAUUCAAACAAAGCUUCAAGGUGUUCUUAACUGCUUCUGUUGUGCCAGAAGGCAAAAUUGUUCUUCUGACUUGUUCAGAAAACAAAACAAAUAAAACAAAC
Tupaia belangeri chinensis (Chinese tree shrew) is the source of this 1776-nucleotide messenger RNA. RefSeq names its product transmembrane protein 180. The record is from RefSeq and is a predicted model, not a curated record. Lineage: Eukaryota; Metazoa; Chordata; Mammalia; Scandentia; Tupaiidae. The coding region runs from base 260 to 1654 and encodes 464 amino acids. The transcript is spliced from 7 exons.